This is a messenger RNA of Neltuma alba, 1567 nucleotides long. RefSeq names its product beta carbonic anhydrase 5, chloroplastic-like. The transcript is spliced from 9 exons. The record is from RefSeq and is a predicted model, not a curated record. Gene Ontology annotation, molecular function: carbonate dehydratase activity; zinc ion binding. Gene Ontology annotation, biological process: carbon utilization. Bases 413 to 1378 code for a protein of 321 amino acids. NCBI's taxonomy places the organism in Eukaryota, Viridiplantae, Streptophyta, Magnoliopsida, Fabales, Fabaceae.
AUUAAAACUGAUCAACUAGUGUAACAGUGGAAACUGAAACAUACUGGUAGAUUGGUGGAAAACUGAAUUGUUUGUCGCGUACCUCAGGAGGGUGGGACGAGAGAGACAAUCCGAAUUUGAGAAUGACUACCCUAAAAAGGAAAAAGCUUCACCUUCACGGUAUUCUGGUGAACUUGUGGUGAAUGAAGUAGCUACGGUGCAAAAGUGUCUUUCUUUCUCACUUUUUCUCUUCUUUUCCCUCUUAAUUUAGAUUUCUCCGUUUUUGUUGGAGACGACUCGACUCGGAGAUGCGUCCUGAUCCAAACUUUACUUUAUCCACCCUUUAAAAUAAUUCCCCUGCCAUGACUAUUUCACUCAAUUCUCAAUUCGUACUGAAGGAGAAGCGAACCCAUUUUUGUUUGGGCUCUCUGAUAUGACCGCUUCUGCUGCUCCAAUUUCGGUUUCAGGUGACCCCUUCGUUUCCAUCUCCAAGCCCCUUGCUUUACCCUUACCCUUCAAUUCUUCCUGCAUUGUGCUUCAUGGAGCUACAUUGAGGGCUUCAAGGAUCUUUAGGUUUAAGCUGGAAAUAAGGAAAACCGAGCUCACCCAUUUGAGAUUGUUGAAGGGUUUGAGGAGCAACAAAACUUCAGAUUUGAAGGCCUCCAUGGGUCCUCCUGGAUUUAACCAGCAACAGGAAAACAAGAAUCCAGAAACUAUGACAGAAGCAGAAAAGGGGCUUGAUCUAUUUAAUGAUCUGAAGGACAGGUUCUUAAGUUUUAAAAAGAAUAAAUACAUGGGAAACUUAGAACAUUUCCAAAAUCUUGCCCAGGCUCAAUUUCCAAAGUUCAUGGUCAUUGCUUGUGCAGACUCUAGGGUUUGCCCAUCAUAUAUUCUGGGAUUUCAACCAGGUGAAGCUUUCAUGAUUCGGAAUGUUGCUAAUUUGGUAACUUCAUUCGAGAAUGGACCAUCGGAGACAAAUGCUGCUCUAGAAUUUGCUGUGACCACACUGAAAGUGGAGAACAUCUUAGUCAUUGGUCACAGCUGCUGCGGGGGAAUUCGUGCUCUUAUGGGUAUGCAAGACGAUGCAAAUGGAAGCCUCUUAGAAAGCUGGGUUGUUGCUGGAAAAAAUGCUAGAAUAAAAACUGAGACUGCUGCUUCUGGCCUUGACUUUGAUCAGCGGUGCAGGCAUUGUGAGAAGGAAUCACUCAACCAUUCCUUAUUGAACCUACUUACUUAUCCAUGGAUAGAAGAAAGGGUGUCCAAUGGAGAACUGCUCAUUCAUGGCGGUUAUUAUGAUUUUGUUGAAUGCUCAUUUGAGAAAUGGACUGUGGAUUACAUGAAAAUGAAAACAGAAGGAACUGAUGUGUUAGUAGUGAAAGACAGAGUGGUUUGGUGCUAAACUUUUGCUUUUGUUUUCCUUAGUAGUGGAUUUUAUUGCUCUGUUAAAAUAAAUACUUCCAAGUGAGGUAAUUGUAUAAUCUAUACAUUUACUUAUUAUUAUGUUGGGUUGAGUAGAGAGCAUGAAUAACCCUUAAAUAAAUUUGUCAGUAUUAAUAUUAUAGAAAGAAAAGAAUUAUGCAAAUUGCCU